AUGAUAGCCGCCGUUAUCCCAAUCUACGUCAUUGUGCUCUGUAAUAUGGCUCAUAUUGUUCUUGCUAUUUUCUUUUUUCCUUCGAUCGUUGAAUUUCUGGAGGAUCUCUAUUGGAAUUACACUCAUCGAUCCUGGUUCAUCGAAUAUGUUCCAGAAACAGAAGUUGAAUGGCUGAAAGAUGAGGAAAAGUCAGUAGAGAAGAAAAAUAUGAAGAAGAGACAUUAUAUAAAUCAUUCCAAUGUGUCUAUUCUGAUUGACAAAGCGGAUCUUUAUGAUCAGAGCAUAGAAGGGAAAAAGCGAAGAGAUGUUGUUAACUACAGUCUUGGUGAAAACAAAGAUUUCGACGAAUAUUUGAGAUUUAGGGAACAUCUGAAAAUGCUUCAACAAGCUUAUGAUGAUGGGAUUCUGAUAAAAAAACAGAAUUUCUCUGCCCGAGUUCAUGAACGGAUGGUCGAACAACACAUCGGAGAGAAUAAGGUGAUUGAGAAGAAGUUGGCACGAACACGUUGA
Caenorhabditis remanei is the source of this 510-nucleotide messenger RNA. RefSeq lists its product as uncharacterized. Bases 1 to 510 code for a protein of 169 amino acids. The transcript has 5 exons. NCBI's taxonomy places the organism in Eukaryota, Metazoa, Nematoda, Chromadorea, Rhabditida, Rhabditidae. The record is from RefSeq and is a predicted model, not a curated record.